AUGCGAAUCAUGGGAUUCGCUGACGAUGAGAUCACUUCGGUUCUACGUGUUGUUUCGGCAACGGUUCUUAUGGGUAAUCUCGAGUUCACCCAAGAGAAGAAAUCCGAUCAAGCGAUCCUUCCCGAUGAUAGAGUUAUCCAAAAAGUUUGUCACUUGCUGGGCUUGCCGGUCAUCGAACUGACCAAGGCUUUCUUGAGACCACGAAUUAAGGUUGGCCGUGAGUUUGUGAACAAAGCUCAGAAUAAGGAACAAGCUGAAUUCGCUGUAGAAGCGAUCGCAAAGGCGUCUUAUGAGCGAAUGUUCAAGUGGCUGGUGAAUCGUAUCAACAAAUCCCUGGACCGAACACGUCGUCAAGGAGCCUCAUUCAUUGGGAUUCUCGAUAUUGCUGGCUUCGAAAUUUUCGAAUUGAACUCAUUCGAGCAGCUCUGCAUCAAUUUCACAAAUGAGAAACUUCAACAGCUCUUCAACAACACCAUGUUCAUUAUGGAACAAGAGGAAUAUCAAAGAGAAGGAAUCGAAUGGCAGUUUAUCGAUUUCGGCCUCGAUCUUCAACCAACAAUCGAUCUGAUUGAGAAACCCAUGGGUCUGCUGGCGUUACUCGAUGAGCAGUGCCUAUUUCCGAAAGCAACCGACAAAACGCUUGUGGAAAAACUCCAGAAAACUCAUAGCAAGCAUCCGAAAUUCAUCGUGCCGGAUAUGCGUGCGAAGAGUGAUUUUGCUGUGGUACAUUACGCUGGUCGAGUAGACUAUUCUGCUGAUCAGUGGUUGAUGAAAAAUAUGGACCCUCUCAAUGAGAAUGUAGUCGCUCUAAUGCAGGCUUCGACAGAUCCAUUCGUGUGCGGCAUUUGGAAGGACGCUGAGUUUGCUGGCAUUUGUGCAGCAGAAAUGAAUGAAACGGCGUUUGGUACUCGUGCUAAGAAAGGCAUGUUCCGUACGGUGUCGCAGCUUCACAAAGAACAACUGACACGUCUGAUGACUACGCUAAGGAACACCAGCCCUCACUUUGUGAGGUGUAUCAUUCCAAAUCAUGAGAAGAAGGCUGGCAAGAUCAAUUCUAUGCUUGUGCUUGAACAACUGCGAUGUAAUGGUGUACUGGAAGGUAUCCGUAUCUGCAGACAAGGUUUCCCCAAUAGAGUGCCAUUCCAAGAGUUCCGUCAUCGAUACGAGAUUCUUACACCAAAUGUGAUACCUCGUGGCUUUAUGGAUGGAAAAGAAGCUGUGAAGAAGAUGAUAGAAUACCUAGAAGUAGAUGCAAACCUUUAUCGAAUCGGUCAGUCGAAGGUGUUCUUCCGAACUGGCGUACUUGCUCAUCUUGAAGAAGAGAGAGAUUUGAAGUUGACGGAUCUCAUAAUUCAAUUCCAAGCUCAGUGCCGUGCGUUCCUUGCCAGACGCCUUUACGUGAAGAGGAUGCAACAGUCCAGUGCUAUCCGUGUCCUGCAACGUAAUGGACUGGCUUGGAUGAAGUUGAGAAACUGGCAAUGGUGGCGUUUGUUCACUAAGGUGAAACCGCUCUUACAAGUAACAAAUCAAGAAGCGGCCAUUUCUGCCAAGGAAGACGAACUCCGUGCUAUUCGUGAGAAGCUGGAGACCGUCGAAGCGGAAUACCGUGACAGCAUGUCAAAGAUUGAUCAGGUGAUGGCAGAAAGGAAUGUCCUGCAAGACCAGUUACAACAGGAGACUGACAACAACGCAGAACUGGAAGAAGUUAAGAAUCGGCUUCAGCUCAAGAAGAAUGAACUCGAAGAGAUGGUCAAUGAAAUGCGUGACCGUCUUGUUGAGGAAGAACAACGAACGGAGAAGAUGGGACAGGAGAAAAAGAAGCUUGUUGAGACAGUUCGCGACCUCGAAGAACAACUUGAACAGGAAGAGCAGGCUCGCCAGAAGCUCCAACUUGACAAGGCCAACGUCGAUCAGCGAGUCAAGAACGUCGAAACGAAACUGGUUGAUAUUACGGAUGCUCAUGAUAAACUGCUCAAAGAGAAACGUAUGCUAGAGGAUAAGAUGAAUCAGCUCAAUGUGCAGCUUAGCGAGGAAGAAGAACGAGUAAAACAAGUAGCUAGGCAACGUGGAAAGGUCGAAGGACAUGUUCAAGAGCUUGAACAGGAACUGCUUCGAGAGCGUCAACUCAAGGCUGAAGUGGAACAACAGAAACGAAAACUGAUCACUGAACUCGAGGACACCCGUGAAUUGCUUGAAGAGAAACGUAACAAACUGGAGGAACUGAACGGGCAGCUGAUCAAGAGGGAAGAGGAAUUGUCUCAAGUAUUGACUAGGUCCGAUGAAGAGGCUGCGAAUAUAGCGCUCCUUCAAAAACAGAUCCGUGACAUGCAGACAAUAAUAGACGAGCUUCGUGAAGACAUUGAGACUGAACGAGCUGCUCGUAAUAAGGCUGAGACGGCUCGCAGAGAGGUAGUCGCUCAGCUUGAAAAAGUAAAAGGUGACAUGCUAGACAAGGUUGAUGAGACGAGCGUUCUUCAAGAUAUCAUGCGAAGAAAGGAGGAUGAAGUUCGAGAUCUUAAGAAAGCUUUGGAAUCUGCUACUCACGCCCUAGAGAACAAACUUGAAGAACAAAAGCAGAAGUACAAUCGUCAAGUUGAAGAGCUUCAUGAGAAAGUCGAGCAGCAGAAGAAGAUGUGUUCUCAACAGGAGAAGUUCAGGCACCAGUUGGAUAAUGAGAGAGCUGAGCUGGCUCAAGAGUUGGCCACAGUCCAAGCUCAAAAGGCGGAAGCGGACAAGCGCCGAAAGCAUCACGAGUCGCAAGUAAUGGAUCUUCAGUCCCAGCUCGCUGAAUGUGAUGAACACCGUAUGCAAGCGCUUGAGCAGCUCGAUAAGGCUCGCGAGGAAUUAGAACAGCUCUGUCGUACUCGUGAAGAUGAAGAGCAGAUGGUGUCGAACUUGAAUAGGAAAAUUGCGGCCCUGGAAGAGCAGUUACAUGAAGUCUCUGAUCAAGUCCAGGAGGAGACCAGAGCUAAACUUGCCCAAAUCAAUCGCGCUCGUCAACUUGAGGAAGAGAAAGCAGCGUUACUUGAGGAAAGAGAUGAGCUUGAUGCUGUUCGGCAGCACAUGGAACGUGACAUGAUGACGCUACGCCAACAGCUCGUCGAAGCUCGAAAGAAAGCCGAUGAGGGUGUAAUACAACAAGUGGAAGAGCUCAGAAAGAAGAAUGUGGCUGACUUAUUUAAUUUUCAGCUGGAAGAUGCCAAUAUUGAACUGGAGAACAUUCGCACAGCUUCUAGAGAAAUGGAAAAGCGGCAGAAGAAGUUCGACAUGCAGCUGGCUGAAGAGCGAGCUAAUGUGCAAAAGGCAAUUUUGGAACGAGACGCUCAUGCUCAAGAGUCACGCGAUCGUGAAACGCGAAUCCUAUCGCUUGUCAACGAGCUCGAACAAAUGAAGGGAGCAAUUGAUGAGACGGAACGUGUUCGUCGUAUGCUGCAAUUGGAGUUGGAUGAAUCGAUCUCUUCCAAGGAUGAUGUUGGCAAAAGUGUGCAUGAGUUGGAGAAAGCAAAGCGUCAACUGGAGCAAACGGUCCAAGAGCAAAAGGCUGCGAUAGAAGAACUGGAAGAUCAACUCGGUUUCGCUGAAGAUGCAAGGCUUCGUCUUGAAGUGAACAUCCAGGCUCUACGUGCGGAACAGGAUCGCAAUUUGACUGCCAAAGAUCUGGAGGCUGAAGAUAAGCGUCGAAGUUUGGUAAAACAGUUGCGUGACAUUGAACAAGAACUGGAGAAUGAACGUCGUGGCAAAUCUGGUGCGAUCAGUCAAAAGAAGAAGAUGGAGCUCAUAAUCGCUGAAAUCGAACAGCAACUCGAUGUAGCGAAUCGGCUCAAGGAUGAGUACAAUAAGCAGUUGAAAAAGAACCAACAAAUGAUCAAGGAAUACCAGCAUGAUAGUGAAGAGGCUCGACAGAUGAAGGAAGAAAUUGCAUCGCAGCUGAGGGAUAUCGAGCGACGACUGAGAUCCGCUGAAGCUGAGAAUCAACGAUUGUUUGAGGCAAAUGAGAUGUUGACGUCCCAGAAGCGGCAGCUCGAACAGGAGAAGGAUGAACUGGAGGAGCACCGUGGCCGGGGAGGCACAUUCUCAUCGGAAGAGAAGCGACGCAUGGAGCAGAAGCUGGCUCAGUUAGAGGAAGAGUUGGAAGAGGAGCAGAACAAUGCCGAGAUUGCUAUAGAUAAACAGCGAAAAGCACAGCAACAGCUUGAACAGCUCACCACCGAGUUAUCGAUGGAGCGGUCAGUUUCUCAGAAAUCCGAGGCCGAACGGCAAGGUCUAGAGCGUCAAAAUCGCGAGCUUAAGGCCAAGAUAGCCGAACUUGAGAGUACGGCACAAUCACGAGCACGUGCUCAGAUCGCCGCUCUUGAAGCAAAGAUUCAAUACCUUGAAGAACAAAAUAGUGCUGAGAGUCAGGAACGCCACAAUGCAACUCGGCAGUUCAGGAGAAUUGAGAAACGCCUUCAUGACACGAUUCUUCAGCUUGAAGAUGAAAGGCGAAAUGUGGAACAGCAGAAGGAGAUUGCGGAGAAAUGUAUUUGCAGCGAGACGAAGCAAAUGCGUCGUUCAACUGGCGGUGGUGCAGCGAGGAGGAAUCGUGAGAAUAUCCGGCUCCGAUCGGCAUACCAAAUACCCGGAUCUAGUGACAAUUUGACUAGAAACGACGAUGAAGAUGGUAGCAUAGGAACUGAAGUUACCGGUUCCGAUCAUACGGACGAGCUCAAGAAGACGACCGUCUAG
Messenger RNA from Cooperia oncophora, 4725 nucleotides. Lineage: Eukaryota; Metazoa; Nematoda; Chromadorea; Rhabditida; Trichostrongylidae. The record is from the annotation of a GenBank genome assembly.